UACCUACUGUUUGUUCUUUUCCCUUGCAUUCACUCAAAAUAAAUAAAUAAAAAGAAAACAGAAAAUUAAUAAAUUUUUAGAAAGCCGGACAGCUCUGUAGGUUGAAAACGAUUUGUAUAAUAAAUCUCGACUGUUUUUUAUUGCUUACUAAAAAAAUUUCUCUAGUUUUAAAACUUGUCUUUCCACGUUAAAAAAAUUUUCCGAAAUCAAAUCUCUUAAUUCUAAAUUUUCAGUUUCUCGCUUUUCUCUAGGUUUCAAGCGAGCUCAAACUUUACACAAAUCUUCUACUAUCUAUAGUACAUCCUAUAUUUGUGUUUCUCUUUCAAUAAAAUCUUAAAAUCAUCCAAAUUAAUUUCAUACCCUUUUCUCACAAAAUGCCGUCCAGAAUGUUCAGAAUUAUAAGAAAACUCUGUAAGAAUGAAUGCAUCAUCCACAUAACUGCGCCAAUAGACAACACUAUACACAGUACUAAAAUACUGAUACUAUCUCACCAAAUUUUAAUAAACUUACGUUUGCUCCGAAGUCAGCAGUUGGACGGCAUUUUGUGAGAAAAGGAUAUGAAAUUAAUCUGGAUGAUUUUAAGAUUCUAUUGAAAGAGAAACACAAAUAAAAACUCUUAAUUAAAGAAUCCAUAGUAAUUAGAGGUAUAAAAUCUGUUUUGAAUAGUACAGACUGAUCCAUACCAUUAUAUGUAUAUACAGAUAGUGCAAAGAAAUCAAGCUUAUCGUUAAGUAUUACGGGAUGGUCAUUAUUUUGUAUUCGUUCAGUUAUUUUCCAUUUUCCAUGUACAUCGUUCUAUUCUGUAUUUACUAAUAUCAAUCGGUGAUUAAUGAAAUGGAAUUCGAAAGCCAAUACGAAUAGCCAUACUUGAGUUUUUCGUGUGUCUCUUAGAUAAAUUUACAUUUUUCACAGUUUUAUUUUUCACUUCAUAAUGACCAGUUAAGGCUGAAAUAUUGUGAAUAAAACUAAAAAAUGUUUUGAUUUUAUUUAUCUGUUAUAAUUCUCAAUAUUUAUCUCUUAAUUUGAUUUUAUCUCUAUUUAUAUGUAGAAGUUUUUUUGUUAGUUAUUAGCUAAAACUAUAUUUUUAUAAUAAACAACGGAGAAAUAUGUUAGACAAUACAAAUGUACCAAAUUAGAAAUGAAAUAAUUUGAGUGAGAAAUAUUACUUUGAUUGAAAUACCCUUUGCGUAAUAUACGAAGGUAAAUCAAAGAUUAGAAUUAUUCGAUAAAUUAGUGGUUCUCAUUAGAAAACUUCAGUAACCUAUUUCGUUUUAGACCACAACGAAAUGCAAUAUUAUCGUAUUGAUAGGAGAUCAUGAGUCGAAAAUUUUAUUCUAUUUUUUCGCAAGUUUGUAAAGAAACUAGUUUGUUAAAACAAACUAAUUCUUAUACAAGACAUAUUGUUCGAUGGGCGUCCGAUAACUUAUCUUCUGAUGAGACAUCCAAAGAUCUGUCUCAGACAAGAACGUCCAAAGAUCUGCCUCAAACAACAACAUCAUCAUCAACUCCAUCUACAGAAGUUUCAAAAAAAAGCUUUUCUUUAAUAAAUCCAAGUAAUGCUCAUACAAUCAAACGUAUAGACGAUGUGCCCGAAAAUGGUACCAUUGAUUAUAUUCGAAAUCGUCUAACAAUUAAAAGUAAGCUUGUUGUGAUUAAUAGUAGAAAUUUAAAAUUUGGUUAUUGUUUUGAAGGACUUAAUAUUCCAAUUCAAACUGAUGUAUUAAUCAUUGGUGGUAGUGUAAUCGGCUCAUCAAUUGCGUAUUUUAUUAAAGAACGUGCUCCAGAUUUGUCGGUGACAGUGGCUGAAAGAGAUUGGCAGUAUACAACUGCUAGUACUGUAUUGUCAGCUGGUGGAAUGCGUCAACAAUUUUGUUUGGAAGAAAAUAUUCAAAUGUCAGUAUAUGGUGCAGAGUUUUUGAAACAUAUCCGUAAACAUCUAUCAAUACUAGAUGACAAUAAUCCGCCUGUGAUUGAUUUUUAUCAUAACGGUUAUUUAAUUCUGGCGAGUGAAAAAGGAGCCCCAUUAUUUGAAGAAAAUUAUAAAACUCAAACUUCAUUGGGUGCAAAAGUGAAAUUAUUAUCAUCGAAUCUUUUGAAACAACAAUUUCCAUGGUUAAAUACAGAUGCUGAACUCGUUGGUUUUGAUAAACUUACGCAAAAAUUUCCAAACGGCAAUGAGACAUUUAACCUUGAUAAAGCAUUGCUACUUGCCGCAGAAGAUAAUCAAAUUUAUUCAAUGGAUGCGGCAAUGAUUGUGAAUGCUGCUGGUCCAUGGGCUGGUGAAGUUAGUAAACUGGCAAAUAUAGGCGUCGGAAAGGGUGAUUUUAGUGUUGCACUACCGGUAGAGCCAAGUUAUAAUUAA
This is a messenger RNA of Didymodactylos carnosus, 2362 nucleotides long. The record is from the annotation of a GenBank genome assembly. Lineage: Eukaryota; Metazoa; Rotifera; Eurotatoria; Philodinida; Philodinidae.